AUGAAAUUUCUCGCCUCCCUCAUCCCCGCCUUCUUGGCCUCCACCGCCAUCGCGGCUCCUUCCCGCCAGGAACGCGCAGCCGCCCGCUUUAACCGCCGCGAGGCCCUCCGCAACUCCAACCCGCUCCAGGCUUCCGAUCUCGAGGAACUUCGCCUCGCCAACGCCAACGAGUCCCACGUCUCCUACUCCUCCAACUGGGCGGGUGCCGUUCUCAUUGGCAGUGGUUACAAAUCCGUGACCGGUACCAUCACCGUGCCCACUCCCAAGAAGCCAUCUUCUGGAUCUUCUUCAACGCAGUACGCUGCCUCGGCCUGGGUUGGCAUCGACGGUGACACGUGCGCCAGCGCUAUUCUCCAGACUGGUGUCGAUUUCUACGUGCAGGGGUCUACCGUCAGCUUCGAUGCGUGGUAUGAGUGGUACCCCGACUACGCGUAUGACUUCUCUGGCAUCCCCAUCAAGGCAGGUGAUCAGAUCAAAAUGACUGUUACGGCGACGAGCACCAGUGCUGGAAGUGCCGUCAUUCAGAACCUGUCCACGGGCAAGACCGUGACGAAGACGUUCUCUGGUGAGAGCAACAAGCUGUGUCAGACCAAUGCUGAAUGGAUCGUGGAGGACUUCUCGUCUGGCAACAGCUUGGUGCCCUUUGCGAACUUCGGCACUGUUACAUUCACGGGCUCUUCCGUUACUACCUCCAGUGGCACCACUGGUGUUUCUGGCUCGGAGAUUCUGGACAUCAAGCAGAGCGGCACUGUUCUCACAUCGUGCUCGACGUCGGGAUCUUCUACUGUUACUUGCUCUUACACUGGUUAA
Messenger RNA from Paraphaeosphaeria sporulosa, 810 nucleotides. Its product is annotated as putative aspergillopepsin. NCBI's taxonomy places the organism in Eukaryota, Fungi, Ascomycota, Dothideomycetes, Pleosporales, Didymosphaeriaceae. The transcript has 2 exons. The record is from RefSeq and is a predicted model, not a curated record. Gene Ontology annotation, biological process: proteolysis. Gene Ontology annotation, molecular function: glutamic-type endopeptidase activity. The coding region runs from base 1 to 810 and encodes 269 amino acids.